This is a messenger RNA of Helianthus annuus (common sunflower), 2149 nucleotides long. Its product is annotated as 9-cis-epoxycarotenoid dioxygenase NCED1, chloroplastic. The transcript has a single exon. The coding region runs from base 76 to 1860 and encodes 594 amino acids. Gene Ontology annotation, biological process: carotene catabolic process. Gene Ontology annotation, molecular function: carotenoid dioxygenase activity. Lineage: Eukaryota; Viridiplantae; Streptophyta; Magnoliopsida; Asterales; Asteraceae. Gene Ontology annotation, cellular component: chloroplast stroma. The record is from RefSeq and is a predicted model, not a curated record.
GACAAAUUAACACUAAUACACACUUCAUACCAAAAUCUUCACAAAUCGCCAUUAAAGUAGCUUAAAAGAACACCAAUGGCUUCUUCUACUUCCACUUCCGCUUACACCCCUACAUUCAACAACCCCACAACCAGAUUCUCAUCUUCUUCAGCUUCAAAUCGACCCUCGAUUUCGUUCAGUAAAAAACCGCAAAAUUCGAUUGUUUCUGCACUUCAAACGCCUUCAAUUCUUCAAAUUCCGAAACAGGCGCCGAUGAAAAGCUCCACUUCUACCGGAAUUCUUGAAUUGCCCUCUUCUCCGGUGGUUCAACAGAAUUGGAAUGUGUUUCAGAAAGUUGCGGCAAUGGCAUUAGACGCGAUUGAAGAUGGAUUAAAAGCUCGAGAGAACAUGCGUCCGUUACCGAAAACCGUAGACCCGAAUGUCCAAAUCGCCGGGAAUUUCUCUCCGGUACCGGAACAACAGGUGCGACAAUUGUUACCGGUUGUCGGAACAAUACCGGAGUAUAUCCAAGGAGUUUAUUUGAGAAAUGGAGCUAACCCAUUGUUCGAACCGACAUCCGGCCACCACUUGUUUGAUGGGGAUGGUAUGAUUUACGCGGUGAAGUUCGAAAACGGGUCGGUUAGUUACGCCUGCAGGUUUACGGAAACCCACAGGCUUGUGCAGGAACGCGCCUUCGGGAAACCAGUGUUCCCGAAGGCGAUAGGGGAGCUUCACGGCCACUCUGGGAUCGCGAAACUUAUGUUGUUUUAUGCUCGCGGUUUGUGCGGUCUGAUAGACCACACAAACGGGAUAGGCGUGGCCAACGCCGGUUUAGUUUAUUUUAAUAACCGGCUGUUGGCCAUGUCAGAAGAUGAUUUACCUUAUCACGUGCGAGUCACGUGCUCAGGUGAUUUGAAAACCGCGGGGCGGUAUGAUUUUGAUGGGCAGUUGGAGUCCACCAUGAUUGCCCACCCAAAAAUCGACCCGGUUUCAGGGGAGCUUUUCGCAUUGAGUUACGAUGUGAUUAAAAAACCGUACUUGAAGUAUUUCCGGUUUUCGCCAGACGGGAAGAAGUCGAAUGAUGUGGCGAUCGAUUUGGAGACGCCGACUAUGGUUCAUGAUUUUGCGAUCACGGAGAAUUUCGUGGUUGUGCCAGACCACCAGGUGGUCUUCAAGAUGUCGGAAAUGGUCACUGGCGGGUCGCCCGUUGUGUAUGAUAAAGAGAAGGUGUCACGUUUCGGCGUACUUGAUAAAUACGCCGAAAACGGGUCCAAUAUUAAAUGGGUUGACGUUCCAGAGUGUUUCUGUUUCCAUCUCUGGAACGCCUGGGAAGAACCCGAACACAACGAGGUUGUCGUGAUCGGGUCCUGCAUGACUCCAGCGGACUCGAUUUUCAAUGAAUGUAGUGACGAAUUAAAAAGUAUUCUUUCAGAAAUCCGCCUAAAUUUAAAAACCGGCAAAUCCACUCGCCGGCAGAUCAUUUCACCGGAAAAUGACGUUAACUUGGAAGCUGGGAUGGUGAACAAACACCUCCUCGGCCGGAAAACACAAUUCGCUUACCUCGCGAUCGCCGAACCAUGGCCGAAGGUCUCCGGUUUUGCUAAAGUCGAUCUUUCAACCGGCGAAACCAAGAAGUUCUUUUACGGAGACGAAAAAUACGGCGGCGAGCCUCUGUUUCUUCCUAGAACCCCGAAUUCAGCAGCUGAAGACGACGGUCACAUCCUGGCAUUCGUCCACGAUGAAAAGACAUGGCGAUCGGAACUUCAAAUCGUUAACGCAAUGACAAUGGAACUAGAGGCGACGGUGAAGCUGCCAUCACGGGUUCCAUACGGGUUUCACGGAACGUUUAUCGAAGCCAAUGAUUUGGCAACUCAGGCAUGAAAAUUUGAUGUUUCUUGCGAGAUUUUACCGGAGUGAUGGCUGAAGUUCGUCCCUGGAGAGUCUCCUACAACCUUAUAAUUAUUGGGGUUGUUUUUUAUUUUUUGAAUUCUUUUGGGUCAUUUUUGAAUUACAGAAUUUUUGAGGGGCCAGUUUGUAGCUUUUGUGUGUAGGUUAGAAAAUGAAGCUCAGCUGGUUUCUCAAAAGUAAGUUAGGGUUUGAGUACAAUUGAGUAUGCCAUAAGUACAAAUGUUUGAUGCACUUUGUCUAUGUUUUAUUGUAAAAAGUAUAA